This is a messenger RNA of Momordica charantia (bitter melon), 1436 nucleotides long. The record is from RefSeq and is a predicted model, not a curated record. NCBI's taxonomy places the organism in Eukaryota, Viridiplantae, Streptophyta, Magnoliopsida, Cucurbitales, Cucurbitaceae.
AAUCAUCCAUUGUUGUUAUUAUGGGGAAAGCUGACAGGUUUCGAAAAUGGAUGAGUAAUCAAGUGUCGAGAGGAAAUUGGGAAAACAAACAAGGCCACCACCACCAGAUUGGGUCAACUCUCUUGGAUUGGUUCAACAGACUACUAAAGGGAUCCACUGAUUUUCUGCUCAUAAGAUUGAGAGGGAGAGCAAUGGCUGAGGGGCAGAGAGUUCAGAUUCCCAGGGUGCCUCUUGGAAGUCAGGGACUUGAGGUCUCAAAAUUGGGAUUUGGAUGUAUGGGCUUGACUGGAGUCUACAAUUAUUCUCUAUCUGAUGAAGAUGGAAUCUCAAUAAUAAAGGAAGCUUUCAAUAGAGGAGUUACUUUUUUUGAUACAUCCGACAUAUAUGGACCCCAUUCAAAUGAAAUUCUGGUCGGAAAGGCCGUGAAACAGUUACCAAGAGAAAAAGUUCAGAUUGCCACAAAGUUUGGAAUUACAAGGAUUGGAAGUUCUAUGACAGUGAAUGGAACCCCAGAGUAUGUGCGGUCAUGUUGUGAGGCUAGCCUGAAACGCCUUGACAUAGACUACAUCGACCUGUAUUAUCAACAUCGUAUCGAUACCGCUACACCUAUAGAAGAAACUAUGAGUGAACUGAAAAAACUAGUGCAAGAGGGAAAGAUCAAAUAUAUAGGUUUAUCUGAGGCCAGUCCAGACACGAUAAAGAGGGCGCAUGCUGUUCAUCCGGUUACCGCUCUACAGAUGGAGUGGUCCCUCUGGACACGUGACAUCGAGGAGGAGAUUAUUCCUCUUUGUAGAGAACUAGGCAUAGGUAUAGUUCCUUACAGCCCUCUUGGUCGAGGCUUUUUUGCUGGUAAAGCAGUUGUGGAAAGUUUGCCUGCUGGUAGCUUCUUGGCCACGCAUCCCCGGUUCGUCGAAGAAAACUUGGACAAGAACAAGCACAUUUACACACGAAUAGAGAAGCUUGCUGAAAAGCACCAAUGCUCUCCUGCUCAGCUUUCUCUUGCAUGGGUUCUCCAGCAAGGAGAUGAUGUUGUUCCUAUCCCAGGCACAACCAAGAUAAAGAAUUUGGAUCAGAACAUCGGUUCCUUGACGGUGAAGCUAACCAAAGACGACCUAAACGAAAUUUUGGAGGCCGUACCUGCAAGUGAGGUAGCUGGAGAUAGAACUUAUCAUAGCAUGACUCAUGCAACAUGGAAAUAUGCUAACACACCUCCAAAAGUGAACGACAUCUCAACCUAAGACAUACAAAGGUUUGCAUAUACCUUGUGCCCAAUUUUAUAAGCUUUGGACAAUAGAAAGACUACAACUUAUUUUGCAAUCAUUUUUGAUAAAUGUAUGAAGAGUUCUACGAAUGAUGUUGUUGACAAUUACGAACACUGAUCAUGUAUUUGCAUCAUUAAUGAAAAACCUCUAUCCUAAAUAUCUCAUUAAUUUCAA